AUGGCUACUCCACCGUCCAUGGACGACUCCACGAAUGGUCACCCCCUCUUUCCCCCGGAGAUGCAGGACCACAUUCUUGACCACCUCUGGUCGGAUCGUUCGGCACUGAAAGCUUGCAGCCUCACCUGCCGCGCAUGGGUUCCCACUGUGCGACACCACCUCUUCCACUCCAUCUCUCUCAGAAAUAUCGACAUUCCGUCCCUACUACACGUACUCAAUGAGUCCAUCGGUCUCGUACACCAUGUCCACAAGCUCAGCAUGCGCGGGACAGGCCAACGGAUGUCAUUACUGGACACUGGGAUGCUGCGGCUCCUGGAGCGCCUGGGUGCGCUCGGUUGUGUGACGGUACAGUGGUGGAGGACAGACGUCGGACACUCAUGGCAGGGAGAGGGCAAUGAGCCACCGUUGCAGGCUAUUCCUCCUAGGCUGAGGGACGCAGGGCCCUACUUCAGCGUCACCCGCCUCAACUUCAUGGCCGACUGCGAGUUCGAUCGCAUAGAAUUCGACACGUUCCUCUUGGCGUUCCCGAGAUUGUCGACGCUGAACAUGUCUAAUCUCUCGCUGUUUCCAAACAAUACGCCCCAGCCUCGGAUUCCCGCUAGCAUCCGUCCAUUAGUAUCUGAAGUAUCCUGGGCGCACAAUGGAGGCAGGUUUUCUCCCUUCGGGAGCGAGCUCCCCCCUCUUGGGUGGCAUAUGAACCGUGGUCCCUUGGACCUCUCCCGGUUAUCCACUCUCAAAGUGCAGCUGUGGGGGGGCGUAGUCUGGUCGAUGCUGCGUGACCUCAUGCACACCUGCGGAGGUGCACUGCGACAUCUCGUACUGUCCCUCGAUGACGAUAUCGCUCGGUUCGAAUGCAAGCCGGGGAGCAUCGACUUGUCGCGCAACGUGAAUCUGGAGAUCCUGCAUAUCAAAGAUAUCUUACUGAACUGCUGCAUGCCCCUGCGCUGCGUCUGUGCCGUUCUGUGCCAGCUCACAUACCCAUUACCUGACGACGGUAAUGGAGAGCAGCGGCACUCACACGCACACUUGCGCAACGUCGUAAUCGACCUGUGCAACCCAUAUGCUUUCACAACUUCGACUAUUCCGGAAGAUCUCGACUGGGAUACUCUUGACGGGCAUCUCGCCCGGAUUUUGCAGUACAGUGCGGCAGCGGUCGUCACUCUCAGGGUCCCCGCCCCGCUCUUCGAGCCGCACACAUCCAUACUGGCGAUUUUACGCAGUCUGCCUGAGGCAACCAAGGUGGGGCGUCGGGAUCGGGCUGGCAAGCACAAGGGACGAGUGAGGAUCAUCCCUGUGUAUAUGCACCGGUAUUCCUCGGGUCCUUGGGAGGUUGGGACAGACGAGGCGCCCGAGGUGUGGGUCGUGUGA
Messenger RNA from Sparassis crispa, 1368 nucleotides. RefSeq lists its product as hypothetical. Bases 1 to 1368 code for a protein of 455 amino acids. The record is from RefSeq and is a predicted model, not a curated record. The transcript has a single exon. NCBI's taxonomy places the organism in Eukaryota, Fungi, Basidiomycota, Agaricomycetes, Polyporales, Sparassidaceae.